Messenger RNA from Danaus chrysippus (African queen), 1905 nucleotides. NCBI's taxonomy places the organism in Eukaryota, Metazoa, Arthropoda, Insecta, Lepidoptera, Nymphalidae. The record is from the annotation of a GenBank genome assembly.
AUGGGAAAGGUGAGAAAACGUAAGGUACGACAUAAUGCACCUGUUAAUAAUUCUGAUGAAGAAGAACUACCUGUGGAGUCUAAAGAGAGUGCAAUUCAGACGAUUAUUGAUCAGUUACAGGUAUCAAACGUUGAAGAAAAGUAUUGUGGUCUACAAACAUUCGCAAUGCUCUUAGAAUGUCCUGAAAAUUUAGAACAAAUGAUAAAUCGAGGAUUAAUAAAGAUAGUGGCACCACUCCUUCUAGAUGCCGCAUCCUCUGUUAGAAAUGCUGCAGCUGGUUCAUUAAGAAAUCUAUCUGCUAUAAGAUUCGAUCUAUGUGAUGUUUUAAUGGAACAUGAUGUAAUGACACCUCUUAUAUGCUUCUUCCAUCAGUAUGCUGAAAAUUGGACUCCUGACCCAACAUCAAAGUCAAAGGAUGAAGAUAUUGACACAUUCGUCCAAUGCACAUACUUACUUCUUAACUUAUGUGAAAGUUCAGAAUUGGCAAUGAAAUAUGUGGGAGAUUCAAGAGUGUUGGAUAUAUUCUGUAGGUACUUGGAUUUAUCAACUUUUGGUGUUGACAUAGUUACUGCUAUUUUGCAGUGUCUAUUUGUCAUAGUUGAAGACAAUCCCAAAGCAAUUGAUAAAUUAAGGAACUCAUGUGAGCGGCAAUUGAGAGAGCUCUUGUCGAUUGAGGGCAAUGACCCUUCAAAUUUGCUGAUUAAGAGUGUAGCAGGAGGCCUAACAAUAAGUCUAUGUGGUGGAAAUAUUGUUUCACUCCCGACACCUGUAUUGAAUCAAAUAAUUGGAAUAUUAGCUCAGACUCUAUCAAUAGAUCACCGUUUGGCUUGUAAUCAGUUGUCUAGUUAUGUGCCAUUAGGAGAUAAUGUUGGGAAAAUUAAGUUGCCAGAAGAUAAGGAAGCUAUGGUAUUAGAGAAACGAGUUAAAUCAGUCAUACAAGUUUUAGAUGCACAACAGAGCGCCAUUGAAAUUAUAACCAAUAUAUGUUCUUCUGAAGAUGUGGAUGAGGCGGUUGAUGGGCUAGAGUCUUCAGACAGUGAUGAGCCCACAGAAGACAGUAUUGGUGAAGGAACACUUCUCCCUGAGGAUAAAUUACCCCCCGAGCUUUUGGAGGCAUUAAUAUCAUUGGAAAUAUAUGAUAAAAUCUGGGCUCGUACACAACUACCACCAGAAAAUGUUAUGUCUAUCCUAAAAGAAUUUGAAGGCACACAAUUAGUUUCUAAAAAAUUGUACAGCCUUCAAACUAGAUCAUUGUUGUGUGUAAAUAAUAUGAUAAUGACACUGCCUUUAGAUAAUCUCGGAGGAAUAAAUGGAGUUUAUAAAAUUUGGGUCGAUACAGGGAAGUUAGUGUUUAAGAAUAACUCAAAUAACUUUGACAUAUUAGAAUCAGCUACGGCUGUAAUGAGAGCCGCUUUAGAUAAAUUACAAGGAUAUUAUUCAGCUAAGGACAGAAAACUUGAUGACAACAAUCUAUUCAAAGAUUUAGCACUCUCUGAUAUUGAGAUAAUGUUAACAGGGAUAAGGGAUUGUCAAGUUCCUGAAAUAAGAUCAAACCUCAUAAGAAUGAUCGGAACAAUGGCAUUGUUGCUGGUAAAUAAUUUGAAUGAGACCACAAGUAAUGUUAUCGUAACUAUUACGGAAUUCAUAAUAGAGCAGGCUCACAAGGAAAACGAAGUAUGGGUCCUGGCAGAGGCGAUUGAUACUAUAGUAGAUUUAUAUUCAGAAGAUGAAACUGAUUCAUUGGCUGCUAAAAUCAAAUUAGGUGACAAACUAAGCAUGUUAGCACCAAUAUUGAAGAAUAAGGCUCGGCAACAAAAGAAACUGCCAAAAGAAUACAAGGUGCUUGUCGCUACAGCAAAUUCAAAUUUGCCAAGGUUUAUUAAAUAUUUGAAAGGACGAACAUAG